This is a messenger RNA of Dama dama (fallow deer), 1374 nucleotides long. Its product is annotated as glycine receptor subunit alpha-4. NCBI's taxonomy places the organism in Eukaryota, Metazoa, Chordata, Mammalia, Artiodactyla, Cervidae. The record is from RefSeq and is a predicted model, not a curated record. Gene Ontology annotation, cellular component: plasma membrane; synapse; neuron projection. Gene Ontology annotation, biological process: nervous system process; signal transduction; chloride transmembrane transport. The transcript has 9 exons. Bases 1 to 1374 code for a protein of 457 amino acids. Gene Ontology annotation, molecular function: transmitter-gated monoatomic ion channel activity; chloride channel activity; transmembrane signaling receptor activity.
AUGACAACUCUCAAUCCAGCAACCCUCUCUUUCCUUCUCCUCUGGACCCUGCCAGGGCAGGUCCUCCUCAGGGUGGCCUUGGCAAAAGAGGAAGUCAAACCUGGGACCAAGGGGUCCCAGCCCAUGUCCCCCUCUGAUUUCCUGGACAAGCUUAUGGGGCGAACAUCCGGGUAUGAUGCCAGGAUUCGGCCUAAUUUUAAAGGCCCACCUGUGAAUGUGACCUGCAAUAUCUUCAUCAACAGUUUUGGCUCCAUCACUGAGACUACCAUGGACUACCGGGUGAAUGUCUUCUUGCGACAGCAGUGGAACGACCCACGCCUGGCCUACCGAGAAUAUCCUGAUGACUCGCUGGACCUCGAUCCCUCCAUGCUGGACUUGAUCUGGAAGCCAGACCUGUUCUUUGCCAAUGAGAAAGGGGCCAAUUUCCACGAGGUGACCACAGACAACAAGUUGCUGCGCAUCUUCAAGAAUGGAAACGUGCUCUACAGCAUCAGGCUGACUCUCAUUUUGUCCUGCCCGAUGGACCUCAAGAACUUCCCCAUGGACAUCCAGACCUGCACGAUGCAGCUGGAAAGCUUUGGCUACACCAUGAAUGACCUCAUGUUUGAGUGGCUGGAAGAUGCUCCUGCUGUCCAAGUGGCCGAGGGGUUGACUCUGCCUCAGUUUAUCUUGCGGGAUGAGAAGGAUCUAGGCUAUUGUACCAAGCACUACAACACAGGGAAAUUCACCUGCAUCGAGGUAAAGUUUCACCUGGAACGACAGAUGGGCUACUAUCUGAUUCAGAUGUAUAUCCCCAGCCUACUCAUCGUCAUCCUGUCCUGGGUCUCCUUCUGGAUCAACAUGGAUGCUGCCCCUGCCCGAGUGGGCCUAGGCAUCACCACUGUGCUCACCAUGACAACUCAGAGCUCUGGCUCCCGGGCCUCUUUGCCUAAGGUGUCCUAUGUGAAGGCAAUCGACAUCUGGAUGGCCGUGUGCCUGCUCUUUGUGUUCGCUGCCCUGCUGGAGUAUGCUGCUGUCAAUUUUGUCUCUCGUCAGCAUAAGGAAUUCAUUCGACUUCGAAGAAGGCAGAGGCGCCACCGCAUGGAGGAAGAUAUCAUCCAUGAAAGUCGCUUUUAUUUCCGUGGCUAUGGCCUGGGCCACUGCCUGCAGGCAAGGGAUGGAGGUGCAAUAGAAGGUUCUGGCAUUUAUAGCCCCCAACCUCCAGCCCCACUUCUAAGGGAAGGAGAAACCAUGCGAAAACUCUACGUGGACCAGGCCAAGAGGAUUGACACCAUUUCCCGAGCUGUCUUCCCUUUCACUUUCCUCAUCUUCAACAUCUUCUACUGGGUUGUCUAUAAAGUGCUACGGUCAGAAGAUAUCCACCAGGCACUAUGA